AUGUUUCCAUUAAUUGGGAAAACAAUCAUCUUUGAUAACUUCCCCGAUCCUUCUGAUACAUGGGAAAUUACGGAAACUAUUGGAAAAGGAACUUAUGGGAAGGUCUUCAAAGUACUGAAUAAAAAAAAUGGCCAAAAAGCAGCAGUCAAAAUUCUGGAUCCAAUUCAUGAUAUUGAUGAAGAGAUUGAAGCAGAGUAUAACAUCUUAAAAGCACUCUCUGACCACCCUAAUGUGGUCAGAUUCUAUGGGAUUUACUUUAAGAAGGAUAAAAUAAAUGGAGAUAAGCUAUGGUUGGUGCUUGAGCUGUGCAAUGGAGGAUCCGUGACUGAUCUUGUAAAAGGAUUUCUGAAGAGGGGAGAAAGAAUGAGUGAGCCUAUAAUUGCCUAUAUUUUACAUGAAGCACUAAUGGGUCUUCAACAUCUGCAUAACAACAAAACUAUUCACCGAGAUAUAAAAGGAAAUAACAUCCUAUUGACCACUGAGGGCGGGGUUAAACUAGUAGAUUUUGGUGUGUCUGCACAGCUCACCAGCACCGGCACCAUCGACACCUCUGUAGGAACUCCAUUUUGGAUGGCUCCUGAGCGUCGGAGAGAAUGUUGAAGGAAACUAGUGAUUGCAUGUGAGCAACAAUUAGAUACCACUUUGAUUGCCAGAUGUGACACGUGGUCCUUGGGUAUCACAGCCAUUGAGCUGGGAGAUGGAGAUCCACCACUAGCUGACCUGCACCCCAUGAGAGCACUCUUCAAAAUACCAAGAAAUCCACCUCCAAAACUAAGCAGCCUGACUGUUGGGUCAACAGAAUUCAAUGACUUCAUUAGCAGGUGCUUGACUAAAGAUUAUGAAAAGCGUCCAACAGUGACAGACCUUUUACAGCAUCAAUUCAUUACUCAAAUCGAGGGCAAAGAUGUGAUGUUACAAAAACAACUAAUUGGAAUUUAUCAAUUCAUCAAAUGCGUGGGAAGCACAGAAAAAGCCAGACAUGAACGCAUUCACACCAAGAAAAGCAACUUAAACAGAUCUUUAAUUUCUGAUCUGAAGGAUGUAGAUGAUUUGGCAACUUUGGAUAUUUUGGAUGAGAACACAGUCUCUGAACACCUUGAGAAAUGUUAUUCCAGGGAUCAGAUCUACGUCUAUGUGGGAGAUAUACUCAUUGCUCUUAACCCUUUUCAGAGUCUGGGUCUUUAUUCCACAAAGCUUUCCAGACUAUAUAUUGGAGCAAAGAGAACUGCCAACCCUCCUCACAUUUUUGCAAUGGCCAAUUUAGGAUAUCAGUCUAUGGUCACAUACAAUUCAGAUCAGUGCAUUGUUAUUUCUGGAGAAAGUGGUGCUGGGAAGACUGAAAGUGCUCAUCUUUUAGUUCAGCAGCUUACUGUGCUUGGAAAGGCUAAUAACAGAACCUUACAAGAGAAGAUUUUACAAGUGAACAAUUUGGUCGAAGCCUUUGGCAAUGCAUGCACUACUAUAAAUGACAAUUCCAGCCGAUUUGGAAAAUAUUUGGAAAUGAAAUUUACCACUUCUGGAACUGUAGUAGGAGCACAGAUUUCUGAAUACCUUCUGGAGAAAUCCCGAGUCAUCCACCAAGCUAUUGGAGAAAAAAAUUUUCAUAUUUUUUACUACAUUUAUGCUGGUUUAGCUGAAAAGAAGAAACUAGCCCUUUACAAAUUGCCUGAAAAUAAGCCACCCAGGUACCUACAAAAUGACCACCUCAGAACAGUACGGGACAUGAUGAAUAAUAGUUUCUAUAAAUCCCAGUAUGAAUUAAUUGAGCAGUGUUUCAAAGUCAUAGGCUUUACAAUGGAG
Castor canadensis (American beaver) is the source of this 1800-nucleotide messenger RNA. Lineage: Eukaryota; Metazoa; Chordata; Mammalia; Rodentia; Castoridae. The record is from RefSeq and is a predicted model, not a curated record.